UUAGGUUUGCGGACCAGAAAUGCACAACAUCAAAGCCACAUGGCCGAGGCCAUUCAUUCUUUUCUUCUGGACUUCACGCCUACUCAUAGUAAAGUUAUCAAAGGGAACGACACCCGAUACUUUUCGGGGGGUGAGGUGGUUGCCUACCUACUGGACAAGUCGAUUCUGACGAAGGAGAAGCGUGCGAAGGAAGUGGCUCAGAAACUGCUCGCCACCCGACAGAUUCUCUACCUGGACACGGGCAUCAAGGAUACGCGUUUCGAUGUGAGUGCGCUAUAUGUUCUGGCACGAGACGUGCGAGAGGAGCGGAAUCUGAUGAAGCUACCCUACCAGUCUGAGGGGCUGACCCCCAUAUUCAAUCCGUACGGGCAAGACGGCCUGGAACUGUUUGGGAUCGACUGGAUCACCACCCGUAUAAUCCUGUGCAUGCUCAGCGGAUUUCUGCUGUUUAGAUUGGUGAUGGCGGACUGGUAGAGAGUGGGGCAGUGUCUGUCUGUAUGUAUAUGUAUGAGCAGAGCACUUUGCUUAUCGAAGCAAUUGCAUAGAGUGCGAUGGGAAGGGCACGUUUGAGCUGGACGAAUGAAGGUGUGCAACUGGCUCUAAGCGCAAACGCAGAGGACGUGGAGAGGAUAAGCUUGAUAGCGUGUGCAGGGCAAACCUGGGAGGGGCUGGGUGCGUCGAAGUAUUCUGUUCUCUGAUGAAUUAUACAGGUGAAAUCUGCCCUAAAACUACGACAGGCGCAGGUGCUAUUCUAAGAGCCUGGAUCCGCCAUAUGCCUAUCUGAAGCAUCUGGAGGAUUAUGGGCUUUGUAUCACUCCAUUCCGAUAGAUGUCGAGUACUCAAUCAAACCGCGAGAAUGUGCGCAAGCUGGAGACGCCUGAAAUGGCGACCGCAGUGCAAGCCGUCCAGGUCAUGAGAAACGAGUUGUGAGGACAAUUGUGAGCACGCGAGAAUUUAAUACGGCCUCCCAUUCCACCUCUCACAACACACAAAUAGCACAGGAUGUAGCGGAGAACUAGUACACACGUCCGGUGGGUCACAAAUUACCCGAAUAGGAACUCUAUGAUACAAUAUUGCAACGGAGCUUCAAUUUCCGAAACACCGGUAGAAUGAUCAUUCAGAGAGGUCGAUUCCUUCCAAAGUAGAAAAAGUAGGGCCAUGUGCCCAUGUGAUUGAUUAGACAUCGGUAGAAUGAUCAUUCAGAGCGGUCGAUUCCUUCCAAAGUAGAGAAAGCAGGGCCAUGUGCCCAUGUGAUUAUUAGAAUUGCUAUUUAUGGCCAAAGCGCUUAUGUGGCAUAAUGAUUUAAAAACAAAUACUCUACAAUUACGAUACCAAGCAUCGGAGGCUGCAGCCGGCUGGGCGAGAUACAAUACAACCACUUUCUGGUUGAUAUCUGUGUGUGAUAUUCCGUGGCCAAUGCUGGAGCCAAUCCAAACAGUGCCUGGCACAGUUGGAUACAAGUACAAGCAUGAACACCCUCUCCCCCCGCGCCCUCCCAAAUGGCUAGCCCAGCAGUAGCGCUACGGAUACAAAGUAGAAGACCGCCUGUAACGGGUACAUUGGGGGACAGGAGGUAACUAUGACGACACCUCGCAUCGGUAUCAGGCUAUGAAGUUGUUCGACUACAAGAUUAGAAUCGGCUGGGAAUGACCGGCCUAGAGCCCUGAUCUCGUCGUUCCGCGGCAGCUCACAACGUCGCAUACAUACGAAGGCGAAACCUCAUGCUUCCAUGCGAACUGUAGCACCAGGGUUGUGUACUGGCCUGAGCCCUUCGCUCCUCGAAUAAAGCUCACGUCUCACAGACACCUAGGUGGAUGACGAUUCCAUACUACGUCUCAAUGUUCGAUCGUUCUAUUUCGUGGCUGUGGCCGCAUUAAUGCUCGUGCAUCGACAAGUAAACAACCCGUGAUUGUAAUGUAUGUAGCUGUUUUGAGUCCAUGGCCGGCAGGGGAGCACAUAUACUUUUCUCAAUUGCCUUUUCUGUGUAGAUAUGGCGGGUACGUACCACACACACAC
Sphaeroforma arctica JP610 is the source of this 2016-nucleotide messenger RNA. RefSeq lists its product as hypothetical. The record is from RefSeq and is a predicted model, not a curated record. NCBI's taxonomy places the organism in Eukaryota, Ichthyosporea, Ichthyophonida. Gene Ontology annotation, biological process: intracellular signal transduction. The transcript is spliced from 4 exons. The coding region runs from base 40 to 474 and encodes 144 amino acids.